ACAGGGGGAGGCGCGACAAUCCCAGCUUUUCUUCCUAUGCGGUAAUAAUCAUUGUAUAGAAGUCUUCGAUCUCCGUAGCAAUUGAGCCAAAGAGUCCUUUUUGUGUCAAUAUCAACCAUUCUGCAAGAGAGAGAAAAUUAGGUGGACAAUUUUUAUAUUUGCUAAUGAAGUUGAUCAGCGGGGCCUUGCAAACGCCUUGAUAGUCAUAUCUAUUGCACGUUGUAGCGCAACUCGAAACUUCUGACAAUUUGAAGAAGACUGAUAUUUCUUAAUCAAAAGUAAAGUUGUCAUUUCUCGAAAGUUUGUCAACGAAUUUAUUUUCAACUGUCGAAGCGUUUCCGCCAUGCGCAGUCGUUUGUGAAUCAACAGUUUCUAUUUAAACAAACAACACAGGAGACAUAUCCCCGUUGACUUCCUCAUCAAGAGGACCUGAUUUUUUUCACGCCAUGGGUCCAAAACAGAGCAGUCCGGUGGCGGAUGGUAGAACCCGUGCUUAUUCCAGCUCCGAUGUCCCAUCUGGAACUAACGGGGGUGGUGGGUUCAGGUACACCAAUGGUCCGGACGGGCCUGAAAUUCGAUAUUCCAAUGGGAACCAUCCAAAUUCAUCAUAUCAAGCUGGAGUGAAUAUCCCCAACAACAGGAGGCAGGGGUCCCUGCUGUUUGGCAGCAGCCUAGACGACACAGACGGGGAGAGCGGGCUCUCUGGCGGCAGGCACCGGCUGCUUAUUGGGUCACUACCAGCGCACCUGUCCCCCCACAUGCUAGGAGGGUUCCAUUGUCCUGUGUGCUCUAAGUUUGUGUCUUCAGAUGAGAUGGAGGUACACCUGAUCAUGUGUCUAACAAAACCCCGCCUCUCCUACAAUGAGGAUGUCCUGGCUAAGGAUUCUGGGGAGUGUUCUAUUUGUCUCGAUGAGUUGGAGCAGGGUGACACAAUUGCUAGACUGCCCUGCCUCUGUAUCUACCACAAAGGGUGCAUAGACGAGUGGUUUGAAGUAAACCGCUCAUGUCCAGAGCAUCCCUCAGACUAGACUGGAUUUGAGCCACACAUUACUUCUUUGCUCCAUUAGCAUCCAUGGCUGACCUUACCUCAGCCCACCACCAUCUGUGCCAGACCCAGACUCUCCUUAGAGACUAUUUGCACUACAUUUCCUAGAAGUCUUCAAAUAAAGAAGAGAACUGUUGACCACUCAUUUAGUGAGGUAAAAAAAAAGAAAACUACUUCAGUCUGGUUUGUAAACCAGCUUUACUGGAGAAGAAAUGUGAAAGAGAAUCACAAGGGAGGACUAGGAGUUAUUGGGUACACUUCAGGGAAAUCUACUUUGGAUUUAAUUCCAUUUGUACUCCUCAGCCCUACAAACAAUAAUGUGAUAAUAUCUCUUCUCAGAACUGUGUAGUAGUAAAAAUUUUUACUUUUUAAAUUCUGAUAUACAACUUGGCGCUUCAAAUAUUUUUUUUAAUUGCCUGUGUUGUGUGCUAAUUAUUUGUCAAAUAUUGCUUAUCACCUCAAUAAUCAAGUCCAAUUCAGAUCAAAAAAAGUUUAUUGGGGUACAGAAAUGAGCAAUUGGUUGAGAAUUGAGAUAUUUCAGGGAUUACUGUGAGAUUAUCAUAGACAUGAUACAAUAUCCAUUAUUUGUGACUAGUAGUCACAUUUUGUAUGUCUAUUUAAGUGCCGUGACUGUAAUAUGCUGCUAGUUAAAUGUUCAUAGCCACAGUCGUCAAAUGUUGACAUGAUAUAAACCCCUCAAAAAAGUUCAUAAUUGUUAUUUCGGUCGAUUAUUCAUCCCCUUCAAUAAUACAAAUUGGUAUUGUAUUUUAUAUCACUGGAAAGCCUAAUUAGCCACCUUUACAACGAGGUACAACUUGUAAGGAUCGUACAUUCGUGGAAUGAGCAACACAGCUAACCGUGUGGGUAGCGGCCCCCAAAAAAGUGCCCAAAUCCUCUGCAAUAUUCUUCAAUUGGUAUUCACUCUCGUUUAGAGUUGCAUGGUGGAUUGGAUGAUUGCACUCUCCCACAGUAAUAAGGAAAAAAACACAUAUUGGCCAUUUUUACACUUUAUUCAUUUUACACUGUCAGGGACCUCAGUUGAAGAUCCAUACGCAGCCACAACAGCUUGGCACCUCCUCCUCACGCUGGUCACCAGCCUGGUCACACACUGCUGUGGGAUGGCAUCACAUUCCACAACCAGGAUUUGUCCCAAGUCAGCCAAAAUGUUUGCGUUGGUCACUCUGGCACAUACAGGACGCCCAAGCUGAUCCCACUUGAAGCUCAAAACGAGAGUGAAUACCAACAGAAGAAUAUUGCAGAGGAUUUUGGCACAUUUACGCUAACAUUUACGCUACCCACAUGGUUAACUGUGUUGCUCAUUCCACGAAUGCACGAUCCUUACAAGUUGUACCUCUUUGUAAAGGUGACUAAUCAGGCUUUCCAACGAUAUAACAUACAAUACCAAUUGGUAUUAUUGAAGGGGAGGAAUAAUCGACUGAAAUAACGUUUCCAAACUUUUUUUAGGAGUUUAUAUGUUUUUAAAAAUACUGCAUCCAAAUGUAAUGACAAAUGUUAGUUCCCACAUUAGGUACAUGACCGACAUGUACCUGAUGUCAUCUGAAAUUUAAACAUUUUGACAAAUCCACUAGUGUUUUGGUGAAUAUAAUGAUAUCACAAUGCUGCCUGCAUCAGUGAUUGAUAAUUUACCUGCAGAAAGGAACAGUGAUAAAGUGAAAGAGUUUGUUUAUCUUACAUUGGCUAUGUUAACUUGCUGUGUUUUGGGGUUAUUCCACAAAUACAUUAGUGACAGAGUAAUCUAAAUUGACUCUAGAUGUUGUUAGUUAAAUCUGUCUGCAUAUGUUCAAUUCAAAAUCAUUUCAAUUAGGCUGUCCAUUUCAAUUUACAAACACUUCUGAAUAAAGCACUGAUGUGAAUCGUUA
Hypomesus transpacificus is the source of this 2925-nucleotide messenger RNA. RefSeq names its product E3 ubiquitin-protein ligase znrf2-like. NCBI's taxonomy places the organism in Eukaryota, Metazoa, Chordata, Actinopteri, Osmeriformes, Osmeridae. The transcript has 4 exons. The coding region runs from base 447 to 1028 and encodes 193 amino acids. The record is from RefSeq and is a predicted model, not a curated record.